CUUUCUUUCUUUCUUUCUUUCUUUCAGGUGACUGGCCUGCAUGGUGCAGGGCCUUCCAUGCUAGACCUGGCUCCCAAUGCAUUUGAUGAUCAAUAUGUGGGCUGUGUCGAAGAAAUGGAGGAAAGGGCCCCCCAGCUGUUACAAGAAGACUUCAACAAGAAUGAGGGCUUAAAACUUGAGUGGGAAAUAGCAGAGAAACAAUGGGAGAUUAUAAAAAAUAGUAUGAUCUAUCCUGAAGGUUUCCGUGAUAUCCAUGGAACAGCUCUUUUAGCCUACACUGGGAACCUUGCUAUAGAUUUUAACAGAGCUGUUAGAGAAUUCAAGAAAAAUCCGGGUAGCUUCCACUACAAGGGCUUCCAUUACUACUUAACAAGAGCUGUCCAGCUUUUGGGUAACCAAGGUUGCCGUUCAGUUUUCCGAGGCUCUAAGACCAUGUUUCAUUACACUGGGAAGGGCUCUGUGCGAUUCGGGCAGUUCAGUUCUUCAUCUUUAUCUAAGAGUGUAGCUCUUUCUCCAUCAUUUUUCAAUGUUCAUGGGACACUGUUUAUCAUCAAAACCUGCUUGGGGGUUAAUAUCAAAGAAUUCUCCUCAUUCCCUCGCGAAGAGGAGGUGUUAAUUCCAGGCUAUGAAGUAUAUGACAAAGUCACAACACAACAUGAAAAAGGGUAUAACCAAAUUUUUCUGGACUCCCCACAAAGGAAGAAGAGCAACUUCAAUUGCUUCUAUACUAGUCCUGCUGAAAUAGGCAAUAUUCAUUUCAUCAUCUCAGGUGAGUCUGUGUCUGUGUUAAAGAUGGAUCUGGUGAGGGACCUCAUGAAAUGAGGGGGUGUUCCCUUCCAGAAGCAGUAUGUGAGACAAUGCACAUGGAGGAUGCCUGGCAUGCUGGAGGGUAGCAUUGAUAAAGCCAAGAGCAUGUACCUCAGUGAUGGCACAUCAGAAAUGACUGAAACAGUGAGCAACGUCAUGAAAAAAGCUAUGACCAGUCAGAGUAGCCCUGACACCCUGAAGGGUUUCUGGAAACAUGAGAAGACUUUAGAAGCAGAAGUGGAACUUCAGAAAGAGAUCUCUGGGAUCUCAUACACUUGCAUAGGGAAAUUUUGAAUUUGGAUGAAUCCCAGGGAAACCAUGACACCUACCCAGGUACGGAGUCCACCAAGAAAGAUGCUGCCCUUUUGGGCCAUAUGGUCCCUGUCCAAUCCAGGCAGGUUGAGAGCCACAGGUAAGCUCCAGGUCACAUCAGCUAGUAUAGAAUACAUGUUGCUUUAACAAUAGACUUUCAGAAGUUU
Grammomys surdaster is the source of this 1286-nucleotide messenger RNA. Its product is annotated as T-cell ecto-ADP-ribosyltransferase 2-like. The annotation marks the transcript as partial. Gene Ontology annotation, molecular function: NAD+ poly-ADP-ribosyltransferase activity; NAD+-protein-arginine ADP-ribosyltransferase activity. The transcript has a single exon. The record is from RefSeq and is a predicted model, not a curated record. Lineage: Eukaryota; Metazoa; Chordata; Mammalia; Rodentia; Muridae.